AGGGUUUAGAGGUUCGCCGGCGCGCCGCCUUCCACCAGCCGCCUCGCCAGCGCGCCGCCUUCCACCAGCCGCCUCGCCAGCGCGCGCCUGCUUUGUUUUGCAGCCAAUCUAAGCACAAAGCCCUGUGAAUCCGCAUACCAGAGCACGGCCACUCGCCGCCGCCAUGCCUCCUUCUAAGUGCAAGAGGAGGCCGCAGCAGCCGGCGGCGUCGCCGCAGCCGUCCCCCCGCACCCCCUCCUCCCGUGACCCCGGCGACGGCGGCGACGGUGAGGGAGGCGUCGACCUCCCGUCCAUCGCCGCCGCCGUUGCAGCGAAGUUCCCGGCCCUCGUGCCGCGCGGCGGCGACGGCUGCUUCGUCGGCGCCGUCGCCGAAGUGGCCCCGAGGAGCGGGAGCGGCGGCGCCGGCUUCGGGAGGCUCUGGCUCUCCGAGGCCGCUAUGGUCGGCGCUGGGAUGCGGUCCGGGUGCCUCGUCUCCGUGUCACUAAUUUCUUCUAGCAGCGACCAAUUAGAUGGAUUUCCACUAUACGAUUUAUUUGAUGAGUGCAGCAGAUCCUUUGAUCUUGAUGUGGACAAUGAUCUUCUGCAUGGUGAAGCUGGGCGGAACUUUGUGGUUGCCACAGUUUUCCCUUCGCGUGAGGUUCAAAAGAACAGCAUCAAGCUCUCUUGGGAUCUUGCAUGUGUUUUGGGAUACCCUUCAGUAGGUCGAUCGUUGUUUGUUAGUCCAUUGUGUACACAGCAGACCCCAAAUCAUAGUGAUGAUGUCGAUACUUUACGGGUAUUGAAAUGUAAGAAUCUUUAUCUUAGCCUGGUUCCACCUGGUGUUAGGCCUUCUAGUGGCAUUGAAAGAGUGUCUGACAGCUGUUCUGAAAGAAAUGGAAUGGUUGUGGAGACACCUAAGAAGAUGCCUUCUACUCCAUUGCAUGGAAAGGAAUCCCAUUACUUUGCAUCCAACAGUGGAUCCUCGAUGUUCUUGGAUCCAACCACUGCGAGAGCAGCAUUAGCAGAUGAGAAAGUUAAUGAGUUAUUGCAGAUGUCAGCUACACGGUGGCUUAAUGGUAGAUACUUACUAAAAGGGAACUUUGUUCCUCUCUCAAUGUGCGGGAAAUUGUCCUUGUUUGUGGUGAUGGGAGCAGAAUUUGACUUGUGUGAGAAAGGGAGUACACUGCCUAAUGCAGAAGAUUCAUCUAACUUGGGGGGAACCCUAAUUUCAAUCCUUGUUGGUAGAACCACAAAAGUGCAUCUUUCUGAGUCAGUCUGCACUGAGAAACUUGACUCAGAUAAGCCAGAUCAUGCUCCAAUGCUAGGUGGGUUAUCUAAAGAGUCAGGAACAAUUAAAGGAAUAAUUUCGUUUUCACUGGCUGAUCAAAUUGGUUUGCCAAGAUACAAAGGUAUUCUUCUUUAUGGUCCACCUGGAACAGGGAAAACAUCUCUUGCUACUUCCUGUGCCUAUGAUGCUGGUGUCAACCUUUUUACAAUAAACGGAUCGGAGAUCAUUACUGGUUAUUAUGGAGAAAGUGAGCAAUCUCUGUAUGAUGUUUUCAGUUCAGCUAAGAAAGCUGCACCUGCUGUGAUAUUUAUUGAUGAAUUGGAUGCAAUUGCUCCAUCAAGGGAGGAAGGGAGCGAGGAGUUAUCUAUUAGAAUGGUGGCUACUCUGUUGAAACUGAUGGAUGAGAUAGGCCCUAGUGAUCGUGUUCUCUUAAUCGCUGCAACUAAUCGUCCUGAUUGUAUUGAUUCUGCACUUCGACGUUAUGGAAGAUUGGAUAAGGAAAUUGAGAUAGGAGUGCCGUCUCCAGGACAGAGGUUGGACAUACUUCAGCACCUUUUAAUUGGAGUUCGACACUCCCUCGAUGAUGAGGAACUUGAGUCUAUUGCUCAAGAGGCCCAUGGAUUUGUGGGUGCCGAUCUAGCUGCACUAUGCAAUGAGGCAGCAUUCUGUGCUCUUCGCCGUUAUAUCAGCCUAAAAGAAAAUUCAAGUAACACAUUACCGGCAUCUUUCUCGGCCAUGUCAUUGGAUGAUGCCCCCUGCACAAAUACUAACACAAAAAGUAGCAAGUCUUAUGGUGAGACAGAUGAAAAAGCACUGUCUGUGAACAGUGAGGACUUUAAGAAGGCUAAAACGAAAGUUCGACCUAGUGCAAUGCGCGAGGUGAUGCUUGAGCUUCCAAAGGUGCGGUGGGAAGAUGUUGGUGGUCAAGGCGGUGUCAAGCAGCAGCUAAUUGAAGCCAUCAAUUUGCCACAGAAAUGCCCAGAAGCAUUUGCAAAUUUAGGGGUCAAACCCCCCAAAGGAGUGCUAAUGAUGGGACCACCAGGUUGCAGCAAGACCUUGAUGGCUCGUGCUGCAGCUUCUGAAGCAAAAUUGAACUUUCUUGCAGUUAAGGGUCCUGAGCUUUUCAGCAAAUGGGUGGGUGACUCUGAAAAAGCAGUGAGAUCGCUAUUUGCUAAGGCUAGGGCUAAUGCACCGGCGAUAAUAUUCUUUGAUGAGAUAGAUGGACUUGCAGUAACUCGUGGGCAUGAAAAUGAUGGAACAUCUGUUGCUGAUAGGGUACUCAGUCAGUUGCUUGUGGAGAUGGAUGGUUUGGACCAAAGAAUUGGUGUCACCGUUAUUGGAGCUACAAAUCGUCCUGACAAAAUUGAUCCAGCACUUACAAGACCAGGUCGUUUUGAUCGGCUGCUCGAUGUGCAACUGCCGAACGAAGCUGACCGCACAGAUAUUUUCCAGAUUCAUACACGCAGCAUACCAUGCGGUCCUGACGUGGAUCUGAAGGAACUUGCUAGACUCACAGAAGGCUACACCGGCGCGGACAUAAAGCUUGUCUGCAGGGAAGCAGCCGUCGCGGCACUUGAUGAGAGCUUCCACAUUGAAGAAGUAUCAAUGAGGCAUUUCGAGUUCGCCAUCAGGAAAGUAAAGCCGUCUGAUCUCAAGUUUUACCAGAAACUCGCAGAGGGCUUCCGCAGGUUUGUGGAUGGCUCAACACAGGGAACUUAGUAUUGAACCUGCCAUCAUUUAUUUUUGUUACCCUAGAAGAUUGUUAGGUGUAAAAAUGCAACCACAAGAAUUGUUUUGUAAAAAUGCUCUAAAAAAAGUAUUGUUGUAUCCUGAAAGCGAUCCCCCUCAUCUCGUCUUCCACAUCACCUCUAUUCCAACCAUAGAAUGAAUUUUAAUGCAGAACUUAUGGUGGAUUGUAACAUGGGCUGUUUUGCUUAUUUUAGGCCCUGCUAUUGUGGGGAACUUUGGGCC
This is a messenger RNA of Panicum virgatum (switchgrass), 3238 nucleotides long. RefSeq names its product calmodulin-interacting protein 111-like. Lineage: Eukaryota; Viridiplantae; Streptophyta; Magnoliopsida; Poales; Poaceae. Gene Ontology annotation, molecular function: ATP binding; ATP hydrolysis activity. Gene Ontology annotation, cellular component: cytoplasm; chloroplast. Bases 164 to 2986 code for a protein of 940 amino acids. The record is from RefSeq and is a predicted model, not a curated record. The transcript is spliced from 10 exons.